GUAGUACGUUUGCCACUCUUUAACCACGUGACACGCCGGUUGUGAAAGCCCGCCUGGCAAAGUUAGCCAAGCGUCUGCUGAUGGAAACACGGCUCACGACUCAACACAAACACACCACGUCCCGUUCAGCUGUCCUCCUCGUCUCACUGAAUCCUCCUUGUCAUGGAGCAACAAUAUCCUCAGUCCACGGUGGUGUUUCGAAAUGUGGGGCAGCUCUAUUUCCCCCAGACCAGAGUGGAGUGUCACUACAGUGUGACCUCUGCCCAUCAGUGGAGCAGCAGUGACUGGAUUGGCAUCUUUAAGGUUGGCUGGUCCUCACUUCAAGAGUACCACACGUACUCUUGGUCGCUUGUUCCUGAAGGCUAUACGAAAGGAACUGCCUUCGACUGCUGUGCAUUAUUUCAGGCCUUUUACCUGCCUCGCCCCAGCCCAGUGGAGUAUCAGUUUGUCUACGUGGACAAGCUGGGCAAAGUCUGCGCCCGCAGCAGACCCUUCACCUUCUGCUCCCCCAAACCUCUGGAGGAGCUGGAAACCCUGAAAGAGGAGCAAGAUGGAGAUGAGGAAGAAGGAGAUGAAGAAGAGCUGCUCCUGGUGGUCACCAGGGCUCAGCUGCUGCAGAGUCAGCUGGAGGAAUGCGUGAGGGAGAAAGCCGAGUUGCAGCAGGCCGUAGAGGAGGAGCGGAGGAGCAGCAUAAGAGCAAAAGAGGAAUGGGAGAGUGAGCGGAAGGCCAUGGAGGAGGCGAUUAGUGAGCUCCUUGAAAAACUGAAUCACAAGUGUGAGGUGUUGAAGAAUGUAGAAGGACAACACCUGGAUGUUAAAAGCAGUCAUCAAAAUCUCAACUCUGAACUUGGUCAACUUUUGGUGCAAAAGGUGCAAAGUGAGCGACGCAUCAAAGACUUGGAAGAUGGCGCCAAGGCCCUAGCAGACAGAGAGACAGAGCGACACGUGGAAAUGGAAAGGCUGAAAGAGAUGUUGAAGAAAACAUCCAGUCAAAUAAGACUUGAUGAGGAAAAGAAAAAGUUGCUAAAGGCAGAGAGUGAGGCCGCGCUGGCGGAGGUCUGCGGCUUGCAGCAUCGUCUGGAGUCCAGCGAGCGUUUGGCCGAGAGCCUGCGCAGGGAGCUGAGAGAGCUGAGCACCCGUCAAGGCCACACUAAUGCCGAGCUGCACCAAGUCCGCUUGCAGGUCGCCCAGCUGGGCCUGCAGCUGUCAGAGGAGAAGCUACUGCUCCGGGAGGAGCGGGCCAACUGGGCCCUGGAGAGAGAAGCUUACAGGCAAGCUGCAGAGGCUGACCAAAAGAAAGUGGAAGAGCUGAGUAGUGAGUUACAAAGGAAGAAAGAGCAAUUGAGGGAGGACAGAAGUAAUGUGGAGUCUGGGAUGAAAUACAGAGAUUUUGAUGGAGACAACGAGGUGCAGACGGUCCACCAUGGUCGGAAGCAGCAGCGGAUGCUAGCUGGACUUGUGGACCCAGUUGUCAGCGAAUUGGCUGGCCCCCUUAUGUGGUAGCACAUGGAACUGCAAGUGUUACCCUUCCGGUUGAGUGUUCUUUUUCUGUGUGUGUAUGUGUUGUUGUAAGACAACCCUUGUAUUCUUAAAUUAUGAAUCAGGCAUAGGGUAAAUGUAUUUAAGGGAUACAUGUCAUAUAUAUUUUUAUAGGUGUCAUUAAGCUAGUUACAGCUUUUAAGGGGAUGAAAUGCUAGCAUGUUUUUUCGUGAAAAUGACACCGCUCAUGGAAGAUUUGUGUGCACUACAAAGCAUACAACUGCAAUUAUGGUCAUUGAAUUGUGUGACAGAAAGGUUUGCAUGGACCUUGUGUGUAACUGUAGUGCGUUAUGCUGAGCCACUUGAUGAAUUUAUGGUUAAGAGGGGUGGCGUAUAAUUCACCAACUCGAGUAUUUCAUAUAUAAUUUAUAUAUAUACUGUAUAUGUAUAAAAUACUUGACUUUCAGUGAAUUCUAGCUAUAUAUAUUUAUUUUAUUAUAUAUAUAAAUAAAAUAGUUGAAUUUCUGAUGGCACCUAUCAAAUACAUCGUAAUAAAAACACUGUUGUUCUACUAA
Nerophis ophidion (straightnose pipefish) is the source of this 2054-nucleotide messenger RNA. RefSeq names its product calcium-binding and coiled-coil domain-containing protein 1-like. The transcript is spliced from 11 exons. Lineage: Eukaryota; Metazoa; Chordata; Actinopteri; Syngnathiformes; Syngnathidae. The record is from RefSeq and is a predicted model, not a curated record. The coding region runs from base 163 to 1503 and encodes 446 amino acids.